This is a messenger RNA of Diorhabda sublineata, 7142 nucleotides long. RefSeq names its product small G protein signaling modulator 1-like. NCBI's taxonomy places the organism in Eukaryota, Metazoa, Arthropoda, Insecta, Coleoptera, Chrysomelidae. Gene Ontology annotation, biological process: activation of GTPase activity. Gene Ontology annotation, molecular function: GTPase activator activity. The transcript has 16 exons. Bases 197 to 3271 code for a protein of 1024 amino acids. The record is from RefSeq and is a predicted model, not a curated record.
GUUUUCCAAAGUAUACGAACGUAAAGGAAACAUUAUGGUCGCGUUUUAGGGAAAAAUUAUUUAAUUAUCAACUUAUUUCUUACGAACUUCUAAUAAGAUAAGGUUCCGGUAAUCUUAUCGACUGCUUCCGGUAUUUUUAUUGUUUUAUAGUAAUUAUUUUAGAGUCUAGAGUGAGUUUCGUGAAUUAUUAUUAAAAAUGUCACAAAGCGAAAAAGACUAUAAGGAGCGACUGAUAGCGAUAGUGAAAAAAGAGGUGAAGCAAUUAAUGGAAGAAUCAGUCACUAAGAAAUUCGUCCACGAAGAAAGCGGCUGUGUAACGUCGUUGUGUGGAGCUGUAGAGGCCUGCCUAUCACAGGGUUUAAGAAGAAGAGCUCUUGGUUUGUUCAAGACUUCUUCGACAACGGCUCUUUUACACAAAAUAGCCAAGCACAGCCCUGAAGCGGCUAAGAUAUCUAAGAAAGUUGAAGAAUUGGAAAACGCAGAUCCAACUAGGAGAUCUUCUAGCAGUAGCGAUAGCGUCACCAAACCAACUUUGAAGAAAAAUACUUCUUUACCUAGUAAUCCGCUGCCAAAGUAUCUCUGGAUAAGAUUAGCCCUAUUUGACAAACAGCUAGCCAAAAUAAUAGAUUACUUAGUAUCAAACGCUCAAAAGUAUUACGAUAAAGACGCUUUAGUAGCAGAUCCAGAAUACGGAACAAUUCUAAGUUCAUUAAUGAUGGGUCCUUGCGCUUUGGACUACUCCAGAAUGAAGAACCACGACCACUAUUGGACGGAUCCGCCAGCUGACGAAUUAGUACAGCGACAUAGAAUUUCUAGUGCUCAUUCAACACCGCCUUCAGUUCGUAGACCGAUACUGAAUUUUAGAAGGUCCUUGAAUACCAGCUCUGAAGAUGUUAUUACUAAUCGGUCCGCCACUCAACAGAUAGCCAAAGAUUACGUGGAAACUCUACAUCAAAAUUCGAAAGCUACUUUACUUUUUGGGAAAAACAACGUAUUAGUUUUACCCGUAAAUUCGGAUUUAUUGAAACCUAUACCCGGAUAUUUAAGUUUGCAUCAAAUGGCGUCAGGAUUAGCUAUUAAAUGGACGCCCAAUCAACUAAUGAAUGGUUUUGUCGAAGAAGCCUAUGACAAAAGUAUUUACUGGGAUUAUGCAUUGAACGUUCGAUUAGACGAGAUAGUUUACGUUCAUUGUCAUCAGGAUAGUGAAACGGGCGGAACUGUGAUAUUAGUUGGACAAGACGGUGUACAAAGGCCUCCGAUACAUUUCCCUAAAGGUGGACACAUGUUAGCGUUUCUAAGUUGUAUAGAAACGGGAUUAUUACCUCACGGUCGGUUAGAUCCUCCAUUAUGGUCUCAAAGGACAGGGAAAAACCACACGAAAAGAAGAAGACCUUUAUCGGCUUUGACGGAAAUGCAAGAAAAUAGUAAAGAUUACGUUUUUAGGAUUAUUGAUAAUACAUGUAAUCACAAAGAUAUAUUAAAACGUAAUCAACUGUUAGACACGCACGCUUCAUUGCCUACAAAAGUUAGGUUACAAUUAGGUAGUACCAGCACAAGCUCAGAAAGUUCUUCUAAGAGCUUCAGCUUAGAUCAGAACGUUCCUGAUAGUCCUCCGAGUGUUUGCAUCCAAGCCGUAUGCGAUUCAAUGAAAAGACAAAUUAUUUCAAGGGCAUUCUACGGAUGGUUGGCGUAUUGUCGACAUCUUUCCACUGUCCGGACACAUCUUAGCGGACUUGUUAACACAAAAAUAGUAAAUGGCGAAGGUGCUAACGAAGGAAUAACACCAGAAAAAUGGAAAGAAUUAUGUUUAGAUGGUGUAGUAUCUGAUUAUGCCGAAAUUUAUAGGUUAACUUAUUUUGGUGGAAUAGCUCAAGAGUUGAGGCAUGAAAUUUGGCCGUAUCUACUUGGUCAUUACAAAUUCGGAAGUACUUUUGAGCAGAGAAACGAAUUGAGCGAAGAAACAAGACAAGCGUAUGAAAAUACGUUGUCGGAAUGGUUAGCAGUAGAAGCAAUAGUAAAGCAAAGAGAUAAAGAGAACCAAGCACACGCUAUAGCUAAAUUAAGUAGUGAGAGUACUUCAACUGAACAAGUACCGCCCCCAGUACAAGAAGAAUUAUGUAACGAAGUGUUUGCAGAUGGAGUUAUAACUGACGAAGAAGAUGAAGAAGAAUCGUUAGAAGAAGAUAAAGAAAGGAAUAAGAAAGAGUCGAUACAAAAUAAGCAAAAUACUAUUAAAUAUGUUAGCGACGAAGAAGAUUCGGGAAAAGAAGCUGAAAAUAUAAUUGAUACAAUUGAUGAAACUGAUAAAAUAUGUAACGAUACGGAUGAAAUAGUACCAGAUAGGAAGCAAGAUAACGAAAAAUCUUUGGUAAAAAUAAAUGAAGAGCUAAAAGACUUUAUCCAUAAUGUGAUUGUAAUAAAUGCGAGCGUGGAUAUAUGUAAUUUAGGAAACGAAAGUCCAAGGAUGUCCAACCUCGAUGCAGUUACAGAAGAAAAUAAUUCUUCUUUAGAUACAUGUAUAGAAACUCAUGGAUUAGCUUCACCGGCUAGAUCUGCUUGCGUAUCACCUGCCAGCUCUAACGGAGGCGUAUACAGUCAAGAGCUUCUCGAAACGUUCGGCCUAAAUUUACAUCGAAUAGAAAAAGAUGUACAAAGAUGUGACAGAAAUUUUUGGUAUUUCAUGGAAAAGGAAAAUUUAGAUAAAUUGAGAAAUGUGAUGUGCACGUAUGUUUGGGAACAUUUGGAUAUUGGGUACAUGCAGGGUAUGUGUGAUUUAGUAGCGCCCCUGUUGGUAAUAUUCAACGAAGAAUCGUUAACUUACGCCUGUUUUUGUCAUUUAAUGGAAAGAAUGGUUGAAAAUUUUCCCAAUGGAAACGCCAUGGAUUGUCAUUUCGCCAAUAUGAGAUCGCUGAUACAAAUUUUGGAUUCGGAAAUGUACGAAUUGAUGCAAUCUCAUGGAGAUUAUACGCAUUUUUAUUUUUGUUAUAGAUGGUUUUUAUUGGAUUUUAAACGAGAACUGAUGUAUCCUGAUGUUAAUGCUACUUGGGAGGUUAUUUGGGCUGCACAACAAGUAGCUUCGGCACAUUUCGUUUUAUUUUUAGCCCUUUCCCUUUUGGAAACAUACAGAGAUAUUAUCAUUUCCAACGGGAUGGAUUUUACUGAUAUUAUUAAGUUUUUUAAUGAAAUGGCCGAAAGACAUAAUGUACAAUCAGUAUUACAAUUAGCCAGAGAUCUCGUUCUUCAAUUACAAAUACUUAUAGAAAACAAAUGAAUAUAUCGAAUUUCGAAAAAUUCUACAAAAAAAUCUAGAUUUAAGUAAAAGAAAUAUACAAGGUGGGCAAUCUAUAAUACAAAAAUCUGUAGGUUAAUCACCUUCUAAAACAUAAGGAUGCGACGCUGAACUGUCUAGUAGAUUUUUUAGUAAGACAAAAACAAAAUCAAUGGAAAGAUGUGAUUAAAUGUGAAUUUUUAUUUUUCUACGAAAAAUUUUCAUUUAACGAGAUAUAUUAAAUAGAUAUAUAUAUAUGAAAAAAAAGUAUAUUUUGUUAUACUAUGGAAAAUAUACGGUAUUUACCUACUUUAUACGUUUGGGUUUGUUAGUUAAAAUAUAAAUUUAUAAUUGCAAAUCACCUAGACACAUCUACCACAGUAUAAAUUUUCAUUACCCACAUUUUUCAAAAAAAGGUGAUCCAGUCUCUAGGAUAGAUAGAAAACUAAUAAUUUUUGCGGUUUGCUCAGUAAAAAAUUUUCGCAUUCAAGAUAAAGGACGUUGAAGAAAAAAAUUCACAUUUUUUAAAGAUUUUUCCGCAACUACUGGCAAAAAUGUAUAUAAAUUUUAUACGAAUAUAUUUUGGAAGGUGAUCCAUUCAAUGAAUUUGUUUUUAUGUCUGACUCUCAUAGAGGGCGCUAGUUACACGGUUCGUACCAACUAGUAUCAACAUAACUUUUUAAAUAUUAGAUUUAUUAAGCAAAAUUUCAAGUGGACUUAAACAUAUUUAAUUUUACACCAAGAAGUUACUCUUGAUAAAACUCGAUACUGUAUAAAUAUUUGUAUAAAAUUUUUUUCAUCAACGCACUUUUUCUUGAAUACGAAAAUUUUUUACCGAGCAAACCCCAAAUAUUUUACAGUUUUCUAUCUAUCCUAGAGACGGUAUUACCUUUUUUGAAUCACCCUAUAUAAAUGCAUAACGAGUGAUUUAUUUGAAAAAAAAGUUAACUUGGCAACAUUACAUAUUUAUUUAUAAAAAAAAAUAGUUAUUUCUUAUACAACGGAAAAAGUAUUUGAUUUUAGCUUGUAUAAAACACAAUUUUUUAUGAGGUGGUUUAAACGAUGAUUUACUGUUGCAAAAAUUAUAUUAAUACAAUAAUCAAGUAAGGAAAUUUUCGACGUGAGUUUGAAUUAUGAAAUUAGUAAUUGCAGCUAUUCACUGGCGGAUAUUUUCCUUUAGCUGACUGAUAGCCCACGGAUUGUUUUUGUAGACUUUACGUUUGAGGUAUCUCCACGAAAAAAAUUAAGAGGCGUCAAGUCAGGGCUACGUGGAGGCAAAGGGUUAUCACCUCUUUUGGAAAUUAGUCUUGCAGGAAAUAUCUGUCUCACAGUCGCCAUUUGAUAUGUGACAAGACGCCCUCCAUCUUAUUGGAAACAAGUUCUCGUAUAUGCUAUUUUGAAGUCAAAUAUCUCUCUAAAAUCGCAACAUAGCGGUCGGUGUUAACGGUGAUGUUUCAACCUCGUGAAUCUUCAAAGAAGAAAGUGCCAAUAAUUCCUUUGCUUGAAAUUACUGUCCAUACCGUUACUUGCUUUAUGUUUGGAUUUUUUUCGACAAUUUUGUCGGUUUACGAACUUAUUUAAACGAAAAUUUGAAAAAAAGAUGUUGUCAAAAGUGGAAAAUCGACUAAGCAUUUCGUCGGCAAAUGCUACAAAGUCGGUAUCUUUUAACUCCUGUGUUAACUGGAGCUUAUAAGGAUGCAGUUUAAUAUCAAAUUUCAAAAUUCGCUGUAAACUUCGUAGCAACAAGUUAAAGCCGCCGAUCGCUUCAUAUUGGAUAAAAGCGGAUUUUUUUCGUACUGACCCAACUCCAAGAGGAGUUCUUGGACGACCUUUUGCUGGUGGUUUAAACGUAGAACCGGUAUCUUCAAAACGCUUAACCCAUAUUUUGAAAUAAUGUUUGCAGGUAGAUGUGUCUUCAAUAAAAACGGUUAUGUGUUUUAGCUUAACCCAUUAGUGACCACCUGCAACUAAAGUCGCGUGACAAUUUAGAAUUUUCUGAGAAUCAGAAAUUUUCAUGACAAUCUUUGAAUAUUGAAAUGGCGGAGGUAAAAUAUGAACAGUUAGUUUAGAUGAAGACUAAUAGUGGAAGGGAGUUGAGUAACUCUUUUUUUAUUAUCUGCAUGAUUUCAUUGUGGAAAAGGGAAAGUUAUUUUCUUCCUAAUAGAAUCUAGUGAAUAGUUUUUGAUUAUGGUCAAACAAUUAUGUUCAAAUUUCGAUGCAACUAAAGUUGUUGUUGAAAAUACUGAAAAAUUUUCGUAUUUUGCUAUAGAUCGGAUGCAAUUUUACAACGAAAAUUUAUGAAAAAAAAUUCAUAUUUUUGAUAAAUUGAGAACAAAACUUGAAUAAACUUAAACUACCUCUACAAGAUACACAUUCAUUUUCUUGAGAAGUAUGGAAAAAAUGUCAAAUUUAUUAUGGUCAGAAGAAAUGACAAAAAUAUCGUUACAGUUUUGAAAAAUUGUGUUCUAGGGCCUCAAAAUCCACGAAUAAGUAUUCUAAAAAGAAUCUCGAUUCAAAUGACUCUAUUUCAUAUGGGAGAAUUCGAUUUGGUCGAUCAAAUCAUUCGCAUAUAAUAUAGAAUAGGAAUAAGGUCUAAAAAAAGGGGUGGCUUUUUCUGAAUGAUGAAUAUUUGUAUAGGUAUUACAUAGGUAGUUAGGUUCUAAUAUAGACCAGCGUUGGAUUAAGAAGUAGUGGGGACUGGAGCUAAAAUUGACCCGGGGAGCACUUAAGUAAAUCUAAAUCAUCUCGAAAGUACAAAAUUUUCAAUUAUUUCAUUAAAAUUCAUACUGUAACAAUUCAUUUUCAAAAAAUGGAAAUUUUGCUCUAGAUCCAAUAUUGCUUCUGAAAUAAUUGGACAAAUUAGUAAUUUUGCGGGUCCCCUACGUGCUCGGGGCUUGGAGCUUCAGUCACCGCUAGACCCUCCCUAAAUCCUUUUGAUUGUGAAAAGGGAAUCUAAAUAUAAAGUGUGUGUAUGGUGUUAAAAUCUAACUAUUUACUUAUCUAAGAAAUUUCGGAAUAUUUUUUUGGGUACCACCAACUAUAAAAUAUAAAUUGUUGACGUUUAGACAAAAAAUUGAUUAAAUAUAUUAUUGAAAAACUUAGAUUUUAAUUCAGACUGUAAAUUAAUUGAUAAAAAUAAUUUCCAAACGAUUUGAUGUCAUUAUCCUGAAUUAGUUGGUAGAAAUUAAUCCUUAAGUGAUCAGAAGCAACUUUAGUUGCUUGGGCUUGAUUCCUUUGACGAUUAUUUAUUUAUUCAAGACCAUUUCGAAAGAAACUGUUCAGAAAAAGCUUUGGGCAUUAAUAGGUUAAUCAAUAUAAAUACAAACUUUAUUUUAAUUUGAACGGCUACGUUAUAAAGAGGACGAAAUGGUUGGAAAAGCGAAUAUAGUUUGCUUUAUAAACAUUGGCGCUCGCGCUGACGUUCGCGAGCGUUUGUUUGUGUUUAUAAAACACACUUCGUAAACUGUUUAAUUUAUGUUGAAUUGAACAAAAAAUCCUUAGAACUUCCAAAAUCAAAUUUUUGUUGUUUCACAUUUUAAAUUGUCUCAAAAUUUAGAAUAAUAGAAAGAAUAUUAGUAAAAUAUGUAGCAAAAUUGUUUAGUGAGGGCACUUUGAACAAAAUACACAAAAAUUAGUAAAUAUAUAAAGUAAGUAAGGUAAAUUUGUGACAUUCAAUCUAAAACUAAAAAGCAAAUUAGAAAAAUUGUGAUAAUUUUCUCGAUUAGGACCAUAUUUUUAAACCUCCAUGGUAACAUAAAAUAGUAGAUACCUAAACAUGAUUUAUAGAAUUCAAAGUUAUUGGUAUAUUACCAGAAAUAUUUAAUAAUACGAGGAAGGUUUCAAGGAGAACCUGGUUCAACAAAGAAAACAAAAA